Molecule: messenger RNA, 1700 nt
Organism: Trametes versicolor FP-101664 SS1
Lineage: Eukaryota; Fungi; Basidiomycota; Agaricomycetes; Polyporales; Polyporaceae
Product: kinase-like protein
Exons: 6
Coding region: 32-1531 (499 amino acids)
Biological process (GO): protein phosphorylation
Molecular function (GO): protein kinase activity; ATP binding
Source: RefSeq, a predicted model, not a curated record
CCACUCUACAACGCCUCGUCGUUAACUCGCAAUGCCUACGCCAGGCGGGUCUUCCGGUCGCUCGCCCCUCAGCAGAGUCAUCCCCCGCAUCGGAGCGGUUCAAGCACGCCUCACCGGUAUGCUGCCGGGGGCAGCACGGCCCCAGUCCCCGUCGAGCUCCCACAGGAGUACUGUAGCCUUGUCGUCUUCUUCCUCGAGUCUCACUGUUAUGCCUCCGAGUACUCCGACCCUAUCAGAGACGAUGUCUUCUCGCCGACUGUUCUCGUCUAGUAUCGCCGCCGGUGCUGCCCCGAGAACCAGAUAUACUCCCUCUGCGCAGGGGGUGUAUUGCCCAGAGGAGCCACACAUGCUCCACCCCAAAGACGGCCCCUGGGGAUUUUUCCCAAUGAGAGUCGGUCAGCUGCUCAUGGACAAGUAUGAGAUUGUGCGUAAACUCGGAUAUGGCGCCCACGCAAGUAUAUGGCUCGCCAAGAUACAGAAGGAUCAUGGAUAUGACUACGUCGUCCUCAAAGUUAUGUCCAUCAACGCCACUUUACUCGAGUUCAUCCAUGAAACCCAUGAGACGGAAGUCGGGCAGAGCUUCGUGGCAUUACGCGAGGCCGAUAAAGAGCAUCCUGGCUACGCCCACUGCGCUGCAACCUCGUUUAUUGGCUCUGUGCACAGCAAAUGGGGAAUCCACUACGUUUGCCUGCUCCAACCAUACGGCACUUCUUUGGGAGCUCUCUGCGCCGCACUUCCACGCCGCCGUCUUCCGCUACCCGUGGUCAAGCGGGUGGUCAAACAAAUGCUCCUGGCACUCCAUUUUCUUCACAACCAGCUCCACGUUGUGCAUGCAGACUUCAGGCUAGACAACAUCCUCCUGAAGCUGCACGCCAGCAAGGAAGACAUCGACCGCUUUCUCAGGAAGUACCCUGCGCAGACGUAUCCGCCUAUACCGGAGGCGGACCCAUCGUCUGAUACCGUAUUGACUGUUCGGUCACAGCCUCUUCCGAACCUCGGUCUUGACCCUUCUCUCUCGAACCUCGAAGUCUGUGUCAGCGACUACGGCAACACCGUGCGCGCGGACAACAUCAACGCCGAUACCCCAGUCUUCACAGCGGACCAGGUGGUCGCCCCAGAGCAGCUGCUCGGCCACCCAUGGUCGUACCCCGUCGACAUCUGGGCCCUCGGUGUCAACACGUUCCUGAUGCUCACGGGGUCGGUUCCGUUUGAGCACCAGAACCUAGCGCUCAGCCCCGACGCUGCGCAGCUCGCGUGUAUGAACUCGCGUCUUGGCCCCUUCCCUGCGCAUUUUUUGCAGAGGUGCGCGCGUGCGGCGGAGUACUUUGACGCCGACGGAAACGUGCUUCACCCAGUUAGCCCGUCCUGGGGAGGGCCUCUGGAAGGGCGGCUGCGAGAGAGCUUGGGCGGCGAGGCGACGCCGCGGGACGUGCGCGAUGCCUGGAGCUUCAUACGCAGGUGCCUGCCAGUGGACCCGGCGGAGAGGCCGACUGUCGAGGAGUUGCUGGCGGAUGCGUGGCUUGCCGCUUGAGGGCGCUGCGACCUCAGGCGCUGCAAAUAAUGCAUCGAUACAAGCAAGCUGAUGACGAUAUGUUGGCUGUAGACUUGCCCCGCUUUGUUAGUUUAGGGAAUCGGAUCGUCACUUCGGUGCGCAUCCCAUAAUGUACCACACCCCACACCCCACUCACCACUCCGAUUCU